AUGAUGAUAAGCAGACGGAACAAAAUGAUGCAUAGCAGUUCCUGGCCCGAUCGAGCACCGCAAACAGUAAAGGUGCGCAUCGAUCCUUUAUCUCGUGCCUUCACUAUUAUCCCAACGAGUCGCGAAACGGUAUAUCGAUUGGAACAAACUGCGCCGCGAUCCGAUUGCCUGGAAGAAGUCAUCCUCUUAGAUCGAUGCGAUCCUAAAGGAAUCGCAUCCGUGAUGAUAAAGCGAAGGUUAAUCGACGGGAGGCCGUCUAUAAAUAAAAAACCCACGAGUACUACUGAAAAUUUAUCAGACGUAAAUAACGAGACGAGGAGCAGAAAAAAUUCCAAUCAAUAUUUCAUGCCGCGCAGUCUUUCGUCGAUCGAGACCACUGCAACUCACCAAAACGCUGUCAUUGUGUUAGAAGAAAAUGUUUUCCGAGAUCAAUCGAGAUGUAAAUCAGAUUUUUUCGCAAGAAUUGAUAAAACGAAGAAAAUACAAGACAUUGCAAAAACAUCUUCAUUAAGAACGACGUCGGAUUCGACGGAUACGGAUUUUGCAAAGUUAUUUCCGAAAAAUUCACACGCCGAAGAGGAAACCGUAAAUGCAGCCGCACUAACAAACAAAUCUCCCUCAUUCGCGGAAAAUAACGCCUUUGAUGUAAUAGUAAACAUUGCAGAUGAAAGAUUGCACGCAGUCAGCAUCGUGCAAAUAGAUAAUUCACAAAGGCGAGAAAUGGAUGGGGUGAGAAAGGAAUGUCAGAUUGCCAUUUCGCCCGCAUCUUCGCCGAGGCACGCUACGUCAUCACCGCCGCACAUCAAGGUGGACGACUACGACGAUUAUGCGACAUCCGUUUCAUUCUCGUCGAAAGGGAACCAUCACGCCUGUCUAAAGUGCACGUCCGAACGUCUCUUUCGCUCGCAAAUCGAUCCUUUCCGUUCCUCAUCGCGUUGCAAAAAAAACGACCUGCUAACGGCGGUGAAAGCGCACGGUUUUCGACGCGAUGAUUCGAUCAAACGCGAAAAAAAGGAAGCGCGCGACAACCGUCAGGAUAAAGAUAUCUGGUACGCGGGAUGCUUAAUCGGAGAGACGAAAAAUGUGAACGGUAAAAAAUUGGAUCGGCAAAGCAAAGACGAUGGUUUAUUGCCGGAACGUCCGCCUAUAGACUUUAGAAAGGAGGCUACUCUCGGGCGACAUUAUUAUCCCGAGGGAGGUUGGGGAUACGUCAUUGUCACGUGUUCGGUGCUGGUGCAUUUUAUCGGGGUGGGUCUGCAACUCGCCGCGCCCGGAUGCUUGCAUUUCACCGCCCAGCAAAAGUUUCGGCAUCCUCCGCUACAUAGCGCAGGAUGGCUGGGGGCAAUGUCAACGGGUGUUGCUCUACUAGUGUCGCCAGUGACGAUAGCGUUUUGCCGAAGAAAAAGUACAAGAGUCACGGCUGUUUUAGGCGGCCUCGUUACCGCGCUCGGCUGCCUCUUCACUUCUUUCGCCUCGCAGUUCCACCAAUUGUUCUUCAGCUAUGGCACCGUGGUCGGGAUAGGAGUUGGAAUGACACGAGACUGCAGUACACUGAUGGUGGCACAGUAUUUCAAGAGGAAGAGGGAGCUGGUCGAAAUUUUCAUCGUGUCGGGAAGUGGCUUGGGUAUAGCGGUCAUGUCUGCUUUUAUAAAAGGAGCGAUCGCUAAAUAUGAUUGGCGAAUCGGUCUUCAAGCUGUCACGGGAGUGGUUUUUCUCACUUUCAUCCUUGGCACUUUUUAUCGUAGCGCUUCGCUGUACCAUCCUCAACGGAGAGCAAUCUUACAUUUAAAGAAUCAAAAGCGCAAAAUAAAGGAUAAAAACAAGGCCGACGACAGACCACCAUUUUUCGAUUUUAGCAUUUUGAAGAGUAAAACAGUGAGGAUUCUCUUAGUGUCCACUGGAAUUUCGGCGUUUGGUAUCAACACACCGAUAUUUUAUCUGGCGCAUCAAGUCGAGGAGGAAGGUCUCGGGGAUGCAGUCGUCUUGCUACAAGCUUAUCUUGGACUCGCUUGGACUCUCGGUUGCGUAGCGUUCGGUCUUUUGGUUGUUCAACGCAGCGUCGAAUGCAGGAUAGCCCGCCAAUAUCUCACACAAGCGGCCGUCUUCGUAUGCGGACUCUGCAUUCUCGCUCUCACCGCCGUUCAAGGAAAUUACCACGGAUACGUUAUGUUUGCGUGGAUUUACGGUAUCUUCUGCGGCGGCUAUCAUUAUAGCCUCAAGAUGUAUACGUACGAAAGAGUAAGGGCGAGGAAUUUUGCCAGAACGUGGGGUUUCGUCCAAUGCUCUCAAGCGAUACCAAUUGCGAUCGGAGUGCCAAUAUCGGGAUAUAUAAAUGUGGGAUGCGGUGGUAAAGCUGGCUACUACUUUAGCUCAACGUGCGUCUUGGUUGGCAGUUUUACCCUCUUCUUCAUCGAUUUACAUAGAAGAAAUUUAUCCAAGCAUAAGCAUAGAGUUAAUGGCACAAAACACGCAUGCGCCUCGGACAAUUGUCCUCAACGACGAAAACCAUCAUUUAGUCAAGAGCCCGAGAACGAAGGACCUCACGUGGCUGCUGCUGGAGCGGCCGGAGCGACAGCCGCAGCGGUCGUUCUAGGAGCUGACAUUGUUCCAAUCCAAGGUGAAGCAGUAGACGUCUUAGGAACAAACAAACCGGAGCUCACAUGCAUUUCGGAGGAAGGUAUCGCCGACAUGGAUUUACCCGAUAAUCUACUGGAGGAUCUCGAUUAUAUAGGAGACUGUAUAACCUCGUGUAACAAGGUCGAGAACUACCUCAUGCUCUCAGAAUUCGAGAAUAAUUUAAUCGCCGAGAUGCCGAUUAUUAUGGAUCGCCGUGGACGCAGAUGGUCUUUGGCGCGAUCCAAGACAAAUCAAUCUAAUUGUGGUCAGACUAGCGGCGUGCAAUCGACAGCUGACGAGGAGGAAGUUAAAUCGAAGUGGCGUAUCACGAAUGCAUCGCCUAAUGCUAAUGCAAGAAUGAUUACUGUCAUCGACGAGGCCAGUGCAUAAUUCCGAGUACGAAUAAUGCAACGUUAUUGAUCUUACACUUGAAAAGAUUGAAAAAAUAAAUCUAAAAUAAUAAAUGUAAAAAAAAUAUGAUAGAAUUUACAAAUAGAAGGAAACAUGCAUAAUUUAUAGCAUAUUUUUAAAAUCAUAAUCUUUUUGUAAAAUACGCAAUCUACAAAACUGAAAUUAACACAAGAAUGAAAUAAAAAAGAUAUAUGUAUGUAUAAAUCUAAUUUACACAAAUUUUAAGAACGUGAAAACGCGUUUUAUUUAUAAAUAAAAAAUUGCAAACCUAUGUGAAACAAAAAUAUAUUUUAUACGAAACAUUGCCAAGAGAUAUAUAAUUAGAGAAAAUUCAUUUCUAACAUGUCAAACUUCUAGGCAUAUGUUUGUCUCCAUUUAUAUUUAAAAAAUGUUAAUGUAAAUUUAAAAAUUGUUGCAAACAUGAUUAAAUUAUUGUUCUUGCGUUACAAAGAAAUGAAAUAAAACGCGAUUUUUACAUACAUAUAUCAGAUUUAUCAAAUAUCAAAUUUUUAAAACCGCAAUUUUAUUGUUAUUAAACGCAAAUUUUUAUAUAAUCCGAAAAAAAAUUGUGAAAUCUUGAAAAAUUAACGAGAUACAAAUUAUUCCGACCGAUGUACGUAAUCUAUUAAUAUUUAAAGUUAUUAAUUAUUUUUGUUUGUUCCUUUCUAUUUAAGUACUUGUAAAAGUUAGUCAUAAAUAAUAAGUAGUGACAUGCUAACUUGAAUGAUUUUGCUGAAAAUGUUAUCACUCCGAUAACACGGAUUAUUUAAUUCGCGAUGCAAAAAGGACAAUAACGUCGGCUUUCGACAAGAGGAAAAUUAUGGAAACUCUCCGUCCACACAAAAACAAUUUUUUAUUCGUACUAAUGUUUUUUUUUAACUUACUGUCAUUUCAUUAUCUAGGGUAAAAAAAUUAUCUACUGUUGUACGCUAUAAUUAACUUAUUAAUGAUAUUAUAUUUUAAGCCUUAAAGCACUUCAGAGAUUGAAAGAUAUAUUGUUAAUUAUACAAACGAAAUAGCAAGCUCAGGCUCUUGGUACAAAUAAUUCACAAAUGAUUGCAAUCGAGAAACUGAAAAUGCAAUCGUAAUGAACAUGGCAUUGAUAACAAAAUAUAUUAUAAAUUAUGUUUCAUAAUAUUUUUAGAACACUGGAAAAAGAUUUAAUUUUAUACAGAUUAUCUAAUUUUAUAUAUAAAAUUAUUUUCUCUCUAAUAAAUUAUUUCUCAAACUAUAAUACAAUUUAAUAAAAUCAAAUAAAAAAAAUAUAUAUAUAUAUAUAUACAUAUAUAAGAGCAUAUUUAACUAAAACAUUUAUUUUAUUAUUUUGAUAUUAGUUGUCAAUUUUUAUAGUUUCUUUAAUAAUGUACUUUUCGUUAUGAUUGUAAAUAAUAAUUGACUGUGCAAAUAAAAAUUAACUAUGUGUAGACGCAUUAAUUUAAAAUAUAAAAAUUAACGUCCGAUCGCAUUUUAGUAACGAUAAUACUUGUGAAAAUAUGGAAAUGCAAGAGGCAUUACAUAUAUAUUAUUCAUGAUUUUCUUCGAAACUCCAUAAUAAAACCCGAUGUUCGACUUCAGUUUAACAGUGCACAUCUAUUUAUUUAUCAAACUAUUUAUAUUAUAAUGUAAAUAUUCAACAUUAAGCCAUAUGUAUAUAUACUUAUUUUUCAAACAUAUGCAAUUAUUAGCAAUAUUAUUAUAACAUUUGCAACAGCAAUCACAUUUUUUUCUAUUUGAAAAUUUAAUAAAUUAAUAAAUUAAUCUUAACAAAUUAAUUUAAUAAAUUGUAUAAACUAUAUAAAUUAAGAUUUUAUUGAAACAAUAUUACAUCUUUACCGAGCAAAGCUUAUAAACAAAAAACAUUGCUUAUAUCAACUAAAUGAUGGAUGUAAUCUGCAUCUGAGAAUAAAUUUCAUAAAUAUUUGCAUUUAUUUCAACCGUUUGAUUGAAAUGCAAACAAUUCAUUCAAUCAAUACAAAUAAUUGAUAUUUAAAAUACACUUUCCUGUGCACAAGAUGUGUAUUCUUUCAUAAUUAUACAUAUAAUUUAUAUAAAAGUUAAUAACGUAUUGACUGCCAUUUAAAAGAUGAAAACUUGCCAAAAAAACAUAUCUUGCGUCCAAUAUUAAUAACUGCUUUUUACUAAAACUCUUUCAAGUUACUUCCAGAGUUAAGAAAAUACUGCCAUGUUAAGGAACACAUUCUGCGACAAGAAAUGUUCACUUAAAAAUGUUCAAAAAAUAAUAAAAGUAAAACAAAUUAAUUAAAAACGUAAAACCGAAAUAAAUUAUGAAUAUUUCUGAUUUUAAUGUAUACUGUUGUGCAUACUUUGAUGUAUACUGUUAAGUUACAUGUACAAGAAUGCUACAUUAAGUUUUUCUAAAAGAGUUCUGUUUAUACAACAAAUGUAUGUAGAUAUAGUAAUCGUCCAAGAAACAAUAAUCAUUACCAAAUUAUUUCAUAAAUAAAACAAACUGUUAAAUGUACCAUAGCGAUAAGAUAACAUAACAUCAAACAAAAAUUGCUGAACGUAUUAUAUUGUCGUAAUA
Molecule: messenger RNA, 5572 nt
Organism: Cataglyphis hispanica
Lineage: Eukaryota; Metazoa; Arthropoda; Insecta; Hymenoptera; Formicidae
Exons: 8
Coding region: 1-3006 (1001 amino acids)
Biological process (GO): transmembrane transport
Molecular function (GO): monocarboxylic acid transmembrane transporter activity
Source: RefSeq, a predicted model, not a curated record